AUGAGUUACGUUCAGCCUAUAGGAUGGCACAAUGAACUGGUUCCUCCUUCGCUUCAAAUAUUCACAAACGGCUGCAUCUUUAUCUUUAAUGUUGGCGAAAACAGCCAGAGAUUCCGCCUGUGUAACAAAUUAGGGCUCGGGAAGAUACGAUACAUUUUUCUAACCAGUCUAAAUACCUUGACGUUUUGCGGGCUGCCGAGCUUGAUACUGUCUCUAGAUGGUUGUAAUGUGGAACAUGUUACAAUUUUUGGGCCUCCUAAUACAAGGAAAGUUGUCUAUGCACUGCUAGGAACGUUUCUGGAAUUGUAA
Messenger RNA from Theileria equi strain WA, 309 nucleotides. RefSeq lists its product as hypothetical. The transcript is spliced from 2 exons. Gene Ontology annotation, cellular component: mitochondrion. NCBI's taxonomy places the organism in Eukaryota, Apicomplexa, Aconoidasida, Piroplasmida, Theileriidae. Gene Ontology annotation, molecular function: 3'-tRNA processing endoribonuclease activity. The record is from RefSeq and is a predicted model, not a curated record. Gene Ontology annotation, biological process: mitochondrial tRNA 3'-end processing. Bases 1 to 309 code for a protein of 102 amino acids.